GCCAGUGGUUGGGGCCACCAUAUCAUGACGACCACUACCCGUACCGGUGGCAUUGAAGGCGGCGGCGUUGAUUUUUCCGGCCACGUUCCGGCGAAGAAGCCCCCGAGAAACAAAUAUGCACUGGCCUGCUCUCUUUUAGCUUCCCUCGCUUCCAUCUUGCUUGGCUAUGAUAUUGGGGUGAUGAGUGGAGCCGUGAUAUACAUCAAAGAAGACCUUAAGAUAACGGACGUCCAAGUGGAGAUCCUCGCCGGGAUACUCCACGUCUUCUCCCUCAUUGGAUCCGCCGCCGCCGGGCGGACCUCCGACUGGAUUGGCCGCUGCUACACCAUUGUGGUGGCCUCCGUGAUCUUCUUUGCGGGGGCCAUCCUCAUGGGUUUCGCCGCCAAUUACACUUUCCUCAUGGCGGGCCGCUUCGUCGCCGGCGUCGGAGUGGGGUACGCGCUCAUGAUUGCUCCCGUUUACACCGCUGAGGUGUCUCCGGCGUCCUCACGUGGCAAACUCACCUCCUUCCCCGAAGUUUUCAUCAACGUCGGUAUUUUAUUGGGAUACGUGUCCAACGUUGUAUUCUCGAAGCUCCCGCUUCAUCUGACGUGGCGAUUAAUGCUCGGCGUUGGGGCGAUUCCGUCAAUCUUCUUAGGUUUCAGCGUCCUGACCAUGCCUGAGUCGCCCCGUUGGCUCGUCAUGCAAGGGCGACUCGGCGAAGCCCAAAGCGUAUUGAACCGGACAUCUGAUACCCUGGAGGAGGCACAACUGAGGCUCGCCGACAUCAAGGAAGCUGCCGGAAUACCGGAACACGUCAGAGACGACGUGAUUCCGGCAACCAAAUGUCCGAAGGGCGCCGGCGGAGAGGGGGUGUGGAGAGAACUGUUCAUAUCUCCGACUCCUGCCGUCCGCCACAUACUACUCAUUGGGGUCUGCUUUCACUUCUUCCAGCAAGCUACCGGGAUCGAAACCGUGGUUCUGUACAGCCCGAGGAUAUUCGAGAAGGCCGGGAUAGAGUCCGACCACAACAAAUUGCUGUGCACGGUGGCCGUCGGAUCCAUCAAAACUCUGUUCAUAUUGAUUGCAACAUUCACUUUGGACAGAUUCGGGCGUCGGAAGUUGCUGUUGACGAGCAUCGGCGGCAUGGCGGCGUCAAUGGUGUUUCUGGCCAUAGGGUUGACGGUGGUGGACCACACAGACCACAAGGUGACGUGGGCCCUGGUGCUGAGCAUCACGAUGGUGCUGUCCUACGUGUCGUUCUUCUCCAUGGGAAUGGGGCCCAUCACGUGGGUGUACAGCUCAGAGAUAUUCCCGCUGCGGCUGAGGGCCACCGGGUGCAGCGUCGGAGUGGCGGUGAACCGCACGAUGAGCGCGGGAACAUCCAUGACGUUCAUAUCACUGUACAAAGCCGUCACCAUCGGCGGCGCGUUCUUCUUGUACAGCAGCGUCGCCGUCGUCUCGUUCGUGUUUUUCUACACGUUGAUGCCGGAAACCAGAGGGAGAACUCUUGAAGAAAUGGAGUCUCUGUUUGGGAGUUUCUUCAGGUGGAGGUCCACUCUGAAAGAGCUGGAUAACUAUGAAGCCGCCACCACCGCGAAGAAGGCGGCUAACCUGCCGCAGCAGGUUCAAAUGUCGAGCUCCAAUGAUGAACAGCGGCAGUCUGGAUAAUCUUAAUGACAUAUACGUAGUAGUUUGUUGAUCGGUCGAAAUGACCACAAUAUAGUUUUUUGUUGUUGGUUCAUUUCGGCCGAUCAUAUCAAACUAAUAUGAAAUAGGUGGCUAGGAGAAUUGGUUCUUAUUAUUAUGAUGAUAGUAUAAUAUAAAUUGUGCUUUUUAUUUGUAAAUGGGGAUUUUGAUGUCCCCAAUUCAAUGCAAUCAUAUGCACAUAUACAACUAUAUUAAGCUGAAAAAAUAAAUUAAACAGGAAGGAUCCUU
This is a messenger RNA of Cuscuta campestris, 1917 nucleotides long. The record is from the annotation of a GenBank genome assembly. Lineage: Eukaryota; Viridiplantae; Streptophyta; Magnoliopsida; Solanales; Convolvulaceae.